This is a messenger RNA of Arabidopsis lyrata subsp. lyrata, 642 nucleotides long. RefSeq lists its product as uncharacterized. The coding region runs from base 1 to 402 and encodes 133 amino acids. The transcript is spliced from 7 exons. NCBI's taxonomy places the organism in Eukaryota, Viridiplantae, Streptophyta, Magnoliopsida, Brassicales, Brassicaceae. The record is from RefSeq and is a predicted model, not a curated record.
AUGAUGAACACUAUAGCUUCGAUCGCCUCAACCUUCGAUUCCAUUUUCUUCACCGGUGGUAACGGAGGAGUCAAGAAGCCACAUCGUUACCGUCCUGGAACCAUCGCUGUUCGUGAGAUUCAUAAAUCUAGUGAAGAUGAGAUUAGAGCCGAGAAGAAUCCUCGCCCAUUUGAUGAAGAUGAUAUCGCUCUCGUAAAGAAUUAUAAGUUCAAGUUGUGGAGACAUGUGACUGAGGCUAAGAAGAAACAUUCAGAGAAGAAGGUGACGAAGUCUGAUGAACCUAAGCCAAAAAGACUUAGAAUAGCCAAGGAUACGAAGAAGAGCUCUUCUACCUUAAACAUGCCCAAACGACCUCUUACGGGCUUCUUUAUCUUCGUGAAUAUAUUCUGUCAUUCUUUUUGACGAGAGCAUCUAAGUUCUCUCAUUAAGGAUGUUGCAAAGAUCGGUGGUGGAAAGUGGACGUCUAUGACUGAGGAAUUGAGUUGCUUUAUUAUCUUGUUUCUUUGUUAGUUUCAUGGCGAUUUGUUUCUCUUUGUAGUUUAUCUCAUAAAUUAGUACUUUGUUGUGUAAGAGUAAUAGUUAGAUUUUUUUGUAUAAGACUUGUUAUAUAUGUUUUGUGUAAUGAAUAUUUUUGAUAAUUUA